This is a messenger RNA of Emys orbicularis (European pond turtle), 840 nucleotides long. It is a transcript of the gene CACNG5, whose product is annotated as calcium voltage-gated channel auxiliary subunit gamma 5. The coding region runs from base 1 to 840 and encodes 279 amino acids. Gene Ontology annotation, cellular component: postsynaptic density membrane; AMPA glutamate receptor complex. The record is from RefSeq and is a predicted model, not a curated record. Gene Ontology annotation, biological process: neurotransmitter receptor transport, postsynaptic endosome to lysosome; transmission of nerve impulse; neurotransmitter receptor internalization. The transcript has 5 exons. NCBI's taxonomy places the organism in Eukaryota, Metazoa, Chordata, Testudines, Emydidae. Gene Ontology annotation, molecular function: voltage-gated calcium channel activity; channel regulator activity.
AUGCUUUUUGGAAUGAGCGCGUGCGGCAGGAAGGCUCUGACUCUGCUCAGCAGCGUGUUUGCUGUGUGCGGUUUGGGGCUCUUAGGAAUUGCUGUUAGCACCGACUACUGGCUUUACCUGGAGGAAGGAAUCAUCCUGCCCCACAAUCAGACCACCGAAAUCAAAAUGUCGCUGCACUCUGGUCUCUGGAGGGUCUGCUUUUUGGCAGGUGAGGAGCGUGGCCGGUGUUUUACUAUAGAAUACGUCAUGCCCAUGAACGUCCAGCUGACGUCUGAAUCGACAAUCAAUGUUCUAAAGAUGAUUCGUUCUGCUACGCCUUUCCCUUUGGUCAGCCUCUUUUUCAUGUUCAUCGGGUUUAUACUGAGCAAUAUUGGACACAUUCGGCCUCACAGAACCAUCCUGGCCUUUGUAUCAGGAAUCUUCUUCAUUCUGUCUGGUUUAUCUCUGGUUGUGGGGCUGGUGCUGUACAUAUCCAGCAUUAACGACGAGAUGCUGAACCAGACCAAGGACUCAGAGACUUACUUCAGUUAUAAAUAUGGAUGGUCAUUUGCUUUCUCUGCUAUCUCUUUCCUUCUCACAGAGAGUGCUGGUGUGAUGUCCGUCUACCUGUUCAUGAAACGAUACACGGCCGAGGAGAUCUACAGGCCCCACCCCGGCUUCUACCACCCCCGUCUUAGCAACUGCUCUGAUUACUCAGGGCAAUUCUUGCACCCCGAUGCCUGGGUGCGCGGACGCAGCCCCUCCGAUAUUUCCAGUGAUGCAUCUCUCCAGAUGAACAGUAACUACCCUGCCCUGCUCAAAUGUCCUGAUUAUGAUCAAAUGUCCUCCUCCCCAUGUUGA